AUGGCUGCUCAAGCAUAUUGGAGGCACCUCUGGGCCGUGGCACUAGACAAGAAUUUCCUCUUUGUGUUCCUGUUCGUGUUUAGGUACCUGAGGUUUGUUGUCCACCUGGUAAGUUUCUUCUUCCUCUAUCGCCCGUCCCCGGCUCCACGAUCUCCCUCGCUAACAGCAAGAGACUGCACGGUGAUUAUCCCAACUUGCGAUCCGAAGGACCGAGCCUUUCUGCGAUGCGUCGAGUCCGUCGCGAGGGCGUCGCCUUCAGUCAUCCACAUUGUGGCCGUGGGCAAGGAGCAGGAAAACCAGGUACGUUCCACCAUCUUGCCGCACGUCGCUGACUUCCCCAGCGUUUGCUUCAAGGUCUCGUCUACCAUCCAGGCAAACAAGCGCCAGCAGAUCGCUGCCGCCUUACCCGCCGUCCGCACCUCCAUCACGGUCCUCUGCGACGACCAUGUGACAUGGCCUUCGGCACACAUGCUGCGGGCUGCCGUGGCCCCGUUUGAAGAAAAUGAACGGGUCGGUGGCGUGGGCACCAACAAACGCGUGAUCCGCCACGCAGACAAGGGCCUGUGGGCCGGGUUCUGGAACGUCAUGGGCGCCCUGUACCUGGAGCGGCACAACUUUGAGCACACGGCCUCCAACGCGGUGGACGGCGGCGUCGCCGUGAUCAGUGGCCGCACCUGUCUCUACCGCACACACAUCCUCCAAGAACCCGCGCUGCUGGCCGGGUUCCUGAACGAGCGCUUCCUGUGGGGUCUCUGCGGGCCCUUGAACGCCGACGACGACAACUACCUGACGCGGGCGCUGGUCAAGCGCGGCUGGACUAUCAAGUUCCAGAACACGCCCGAGGCCCUGAUCCUGUGCGACGUCGGGGAGUUCCCCCGGUUCCUGCACCAGUGCCUGCGCUGGGCCCGCACCACGUUCCGCAGCAACAUGUGCUCGCUGGUGACGGACCGCGCGGUGGUGUACCGGGCGCAGCCUUGGGGUGUGUACGCGUUGCAGCUCAGCCUGAUGCUCAACUUUGCGCUGUUCUACGACGCCGCGCUGGUGUGGGCACUGGUGAGGAGCCAGGGGUGGGGGGCGGCGACGACGACCCUGAAGCUGAAGCUGCUGGUCGCCUGGAUCUUGCUCUCCAAGCUGCCCAAGUUGGCACCGUAUUUCCUCCGCCAUCCCGCAGAUCUCAUCUAUCUCCCUGGUUAUUUCGUGUUUGCUUACGCCCACUCCCUCAUCAAACUCUGGGCGCUGCUGACAUUUUGGGACACUCGGUGGGCGGGACGCAAUCUGGACGACAUUGACCGCGCCGCUGCUGCUCAGGCUGAGGCUGGGACGGGGACGGGGACAGACACCGACGACGGUCGACAUGAAGGUGAAGGUGAAGGUGAAAGAGCUGAUGACGAGGACCUGGAUUUCUUCCCUCCCGCCGGCAACAGUGAAGAGGAAGACGACCUUGACCUUGACGUUGGCCUUGCGCCCAGCUCCACCAGACCUCCCAGCAGCCGCCUCCACCACCGCCGUCGCCGGUGCAGUCCCGUGAAGACGCCCUGGGGCACGGUCGGAUCGCAGAACCUGCACCAACUCCCUGCCAACAUUCUGCAGACGCAUCAGCUCAGAAGAAGCCCGGGCACCACCUCCACCACCAAGCGAACGAAGAGGGUCGGUGACAGUAACGGUGACUCUCUAUAG
Fonsecaea erecta is the source of this 1677-nucleotide messenger RNA. RefSeq lists its product as hypothetical. The transcript has a single exon. The record is from RefSeq and is a predicted model, not a curated record. Bases 1 to 1677 code for a protein of 558 amino acids. NCBI's taxonomy places the organism in Eukaryota, Fungi, Ascomycota, Eurotiomycetes, Chaetothyriales, Herpotrichiellaceae.